AUGACAAAUUCCAAUUUUGAUAAAGAAUUUUUAGAUUUACAAAAACGGCUUGAAAAAUUAAAACAGCCAAAUACUAUAUCUCAAGUUACAGAUGAAGAAUUAUCUAAACGGUUUUCCGAAUUAUUUGAAAAGACCACAGUUAAAACUUCAAAUAGCAUUAAUAACACUGACACUAAAGAAAUUGUUACAAACUCAUUAAAUGCUAAUAGUGAUAAUAAGUCUUAUCAGAUAAUAUUAGAUAGACCACCGCCUAAAGCAGUUGAUUUGUCAGAUUUUAUUCUUCCUGAUGAAGAUGUAGAGAAUUGGUGCUGUAUUUGUAAUGAAGAUGCCACAAUUAGAUGUAAAAAUUGCGACAAUGAUUUGUAUUGCAAAAAUUGUUUUAACGAAGGUCAUUUUAGUAAAGAAUCAGAUUUUGAAAUGAAAUUUCAUAAAUACGAAAAAUAUGAAAAAAGAAAUACGAAAAAAAAACCUGUCAAAGAAAAAGAUUUAAGCAAGAAAACUCCUAUAAAACAAAUGAGUGACAAUAAUAUAGUAAAUGAAGUUAAGGUUGAAGAUGAAGACGUUAAAGAAGAAACUACCACUAUUCCUGCUAAUAAUAAUAUCAGUGAUACUAAUAACAAAGAGCAAAUAAAAACUUUGGAAGUAAACGAUAAACAAAAUUCGCAGCCAAUUGUCAACAAUGUAAAUAAUAGUAAAGAAAGACAACAAAGUGAGCCUAUUUCACCAAACCCAGUAAUUUCAACAACUUCAGGCGAACCAAAGAAAUUUGAUUUUAUGAAAAAAUUUGUCUCAAAACUUGUUAAUCCAAGUGUUGGCACUAAUGCGGGCAAUAAUUUUAUUGCUAAUAAUGAUUCUAUUUCCCAAUCUCCCGAGUCACAUCCUAUUCAAUCACCUGUCACAGAUAUUCCUCCUUUAACAUUAGAUUCUAAAUCUCAAAAUUCUUCUGUAGACACUACCACCAAUACAAACGACAACAAUUUAUCUAAUAUAACAGAAGAAGAACGUUAUGAAAGUCCAAGAGAAAUAAAGAUUGAAAAUAAUAAAGUUAAUGAUGUUCAAGCUCGUGAAGUGGUUGAAUCCGGUCAACCAGCAACACCUACUAAUAAUGAAGCAAAUACACAAAGUCCCAGUCAAUUUUCUAAGAUCACCAAUAGAUUAGGCAAUGUUUUUAAACGUUCUGCCACAACUGUUGUGGAGAAAUUACGUGAAGAGUUUGAUGAAUUAGAUAGACGUAUGUACCUAAAAGAAUCUGAUGUGUAUGAAGAAGAGUCGGGUAUUAUAGAUGACCAAAAUGCUGAUAUAAAAUCUAAUGGAAUUGCUGAACGUAAUCAAUUAUUAGAAGGAUCAAAUGUUAAUGAUAAUGAAUUAACAAAUGGUUUGACUAAACAAACACAGUCAACUCACCAAGCGUUGGCUGAGGCAACGAAUGCACUCAAUGAACGUGGUGAAAAACUUGACCAAGUUAAUGAUAGGGUUGAAAGUUUAGCAUGCAGUAGUAAUGACUUCUUAAGAAUGACAAAGGAAUUAAGCGAACAACAACAAGCAAAAGAUAAAAAAUGGUUUCCUUGGUAA
Messenger RNA from Entrophospora sp. SA101, 1572 nucleotides. The record is from the annotation of a GenBank genome assembly. NCBI's taxonomy places the organism in Eukaryota, Fungi, Glomeromycota, Glomeromycetes, Entrophosporales, Entrophosporaceae.